Molecule: messenger RNA, 1755 nt
Organism: Sphenostylis stenocarpa
Lineage: Eukaryota; Viridiplantae; Streptophyta; Magnoliopsida; Fabales; Fabaceae
Source: the annotation of a GenBank genome assembly
AUGGUAGUGAUCAUGCAACAGCAACAGCAACAGCAGAACCCUUCUGCACUGGUGCCACUCCUAAAAAAUCCCCAAUCCUCCGCCACCACCGUCGCCUCUGCCACCACAACCACUGCCGCCAUUUCCAUUAGGUCACCUUCCUCGCAGUCGCCACUCUCCGUCGUCGCUCCCCUCCGCCAGCCCCCACUCUCCUCGCAUCCGGUGCCAGUUACGGCGGUGGAGCCCGCUUUGACGGCGGUGCCGACGUGUCCGCUGGUGAGAGUCCGCCUCUCGGACAUUGCCCCCUAUGACGGGGCGCCGGCGGGGCCUUAUCUGAAAGCAAUGGAGGCUCUGUGCGGGUCUUUGCUGCGGCACAAUGCGGCGUUGAUCGAAUUGGGGAGCGAAGACACUGCUCUGAUGCGAUGCGGCUUGGAAGGUGCAAGGUUGUUUUUCAGAAGUAGGGCCCAGCUUGGUGUUGGGAAGGGUAGCCGUGGGGUUUACAUGUACAGAGCAGGAAGGGCUUUGGAGGAUUGGGAUUAUUCUCCCCCCUGCAUGGCUGAUAUUUUUAGGUGCAUGGGAAAGGCAUCUCGAUCUGCUUUGAGUGCCAUUGCAAGAUAUUUACGUCUUAGAAGCGAUGUUUUUAACCAUUUGCUUGAUGAUGCACCGUUGCCUGCUAAUGAGGUGUCUUCGUCAGUUCUUGUUGCUACAUAUUCACAUUCUUCUUUGCAAAAUGGAAGAGGUGCCAUUGGAGGCGGAAAGCCUACCAUGAAUGGUGAAGUUGAGAAGGGAUUGUUGACAUUGAUAUCCUCUGACACUCCUGGUCUUCAGAUAUGUGACCCCAGUGGUCGCUGGUAUCUGGCAGACAGUGGUUCUGGGCCUGGAGAUCUUUUACUGAUAACAGGCAAGGCACUUGGCCAUGCUACUGCUGGCCUACGUCCUGCUGCAUCAUAUAGAGCUUCUCCUGAUUAUUUUCUGAGUCCUAAUGGUGGAGGAAGGACUUCUCUUGCAUAUAGACUCAUGCCACAGGGAAAUGCUAUAUUAGAUUGUUCCCCAAUUGCAGCAGCUGGCCAUGUUAUUCCCCAAAGCUAUGUUCGAAUAUCUGUAAGCCAAUUUAUGGACGACCUUGCUGCUGAAGAAUUGAUAGGCAGCAGAUGUGAUAAUGCUGAUGUUGCUGCUCAAAACAGUAUGAAUAAGGAGCCAUCGUUAAGAAGUGUUCUAUCAGAUCCUUUAUCUGGCACAUUCCUUGAAGAUGCCAUGUUUGUCUCAUGUGGACAUUCUUUUGGUGGUCUCAUGUUGAGGAGAGUCAUUGAAACAUCCAGAUGUACUCUCUGCAAUACAGAAAUUGAAGCUGGUUCUUUGAUCCCUAAUCUUGCUCUUAGAGCUGCUGCUGCUGCUGUCAAGCAUGAGGAUGAACGGAGGUUAUUUCGUAAUGCUGCCCUCCGAAAGCGGCGGAAAGAAAUGGGUGAUCAAAUGGAUUCAAUGAGAAGAGUGAAUAGGGAAAAUGGAGAUUAUACUGCUGUUGAUGGACUUCAGCGGGGAGUACAAUAUCCAUUUUCGGUAAAUGAGAAAGUUAUUAUUAAGGGUAACAGAAGAACACCCGAAAAAUUUGUUGGGAAAGAAGCUGUGAUUACAUCUCAGUGUCUCAAUGGCUGGUAUUUGCUCAAGAUUAUUGAAACUGGAGAGAAUGUCCGCCUGCAGUACCGUUCUCUUAGGAAGCUUUUAAACUCAUCAGCAGACCAGUGUCCCUCACAACCAAUUCAAAAUAGCAGCUCUUAA